AUGAGCGUCUGCCGCCCCGCAAGAUGUCUCUUCACCAAAGCAGCAUCGACGACUCUUCCUAAACCACCUCCGCAACGCACUUUCCAUGCUUCCGCACCCAGACAAGCCCGCAAGAAGAGACCACAUUACCCGUCAAUAAAAGCCGACGACCUCAAGUUACUCAACCAAGCGGCGGAAGCAGAAUACCCAAAGUACGAUACCGCAGAGACGACGCUCCUUGAGAAAAAAUACACCCCCUCGCAGAUCGCCGCCAUCAAAGCCGCAGAGUCUACAAUCGACGCACGAGAUGUCCUCACACAGGGUCAGCGAAGAACAGACCCAUGGCGUCUCAACUACGAAGACGACCUCGCACAGGUAGACCCAGUAACAGACCGACCUGAGCGUCUGACCGGCGACGACAUUGAAGGCUCCAAAACCUUCCGCAUCGCCAACGAAGUCGAGCGCGACCAAAACAUAACCCGGUUAGCAACGGAAAACCUCGCCAAAAUGUACCCCAACGGCAUACCAGAAGGCGAAACCGACGAGGCUUUGCAAAACGCUAUGGAUGCAGCUGUCACGCAAGCCACGCUGGACCCACGUGCAACCUACACAUCGAAGAACCCCGCCGCUUUGCAAGCCUUGGGAGACGAGCGCCACUCCGUCAUCGCACCCGACCUCCCCCGUGUCGAAAGCCGCAUGGCCCGCCAAACACGCCGCCUCAAGACCGAAGAGGAAGAGGACCCCCGGCAAAAGCGCCUCUUGCAAUACCUGGGCUGGGACAAGCAAAAGUUGCGCCAGAUCCGUGUCAAGACUUUAGUUGUUCACGGCGUCACGAACCAGACACGUAUGGGCAAGAUAAGAAGUCUGUACUACCUUACCAUAGCGGGAAACCAAGAUGGUCUAUUAGGUGUCGGCGAGGGUAAAUCCGUAGAACCGGAAGAAGGACGCAAGCAGAGUGUCAUGAGCGCGAUACGAAACAUGCGUCCAGUUCCACGCUACGAGAACAGGACGACAUUUGGAGAUUUGGAGACCAAGGUGGGCGCUACUCGCGUCCAGCUCUUUUCCAGACCGCCAGGUUUCGGUCUCCGCGUCCAACAUCUCAUCUUCGAGCUCGCACGUGCAGCCGGCCUCCAAGACUUGUCUGCAAAAACCCCUCGUUCGAGGAACAAAAUGAACGUUAUCAAGGCGACAUGGGAGGCGCUGACAAGUCAGAAGUUACCAGACGAGAUUGCAAGGGCGAGAGGUAAGAAGUUGGUAGAUGUUAGGAAGGUCUACUAUGGUGGGUCUAUUCACUAG
Molecule: messenger RNA, 1275 nt
Organism: Alternaria burnsii
Lineage: Eukaryota; Fungi; Ascomycota; Dothideomycetes; Pleosporales; Pleosporaceae
Product: 37s ribosomal protein s5
Exons: 2
Coding region: 1-1275 (424 amino acids)
Biological process (GO): translation
Cellular component (GO): ribosome
Molecular function (GO): RNA binding; structural constituent of ribosome
Source: RefSeq, a predicted model, not a curated record